AUGUCCCUGUUCAACGAUUUAAACACUUCUGACACAUCCUUACCUACGUAUUCUUAUAAUCAAACAAGGCUACAUAAAUUACUUGUAUUCGCCACAGUUGUAACAGUCUGCUUAGCUGACAGACUACCCAGUCACUUCGGCUAUGCCUCUCCACAACCUUCUUCAGCAUUCAGCCACAGGUCGCGACCUGCAUCUCGCCCUUCCUUUUCUGCUCCAAGACCUGCUCCCCAGCCAACCUACUCCGCACCGAGGUCUGCUCCCGGCCCAGUAGUGCCCAUCCUUGUGGACGACCGCGUCCACCCCGACGCCGGCGCUUACAGCUUCAACGUUGAGACCGGUGACGGCAUCUCACGCCAGGAAAGUGGAUCGCCUAUUCCCGCCAAGGAGGGUCCCGUCACAGCCAUGUCUGGAUCCUACUCAUUCACCCUCCCUGACGGACAACUGUUUGAGCUUCGCUUCGUAGCUGACGAGAACGGCUUCCAGCCUCAGUCGCCCUUCCUUCCCGUGGCGCCAGCCUUCCCUCAUCCCAUCCCCGCCCACGCCCUUAGGCAAAUCGAGCGCGCCCGUCAAGGACCUUCUCAGGGAUACAGCGCCCCUUCUCGCCCCUCUCGUCCUUCUAAUUCCUAUGGCUUUCCUCAGUAGAGCUUUUUAGGGGCCAAAAUGACACGAUAAUAUUUCAAGUUAUAUUAUAUAAAACGAUCUUAAUGCAUUGUACAGUAUUGUUGCACUUAACGAGUUGUUUCGAAUAA
Molecule: messenger RNA, 749 nt
Organism: Penaeus monodon (black tiger shrimp)
Lineage: Eukaryota; Metazoa; Arthropoda; Malacostraca; Decapoda; Penaeidae
Product: endocuticle structural glycoprotein SgAbd-8-like
Exons: 3
Coding region: 1-642 (213 amino acids)
Cellular component (GO): chitin-based extracellular matrix
Molecular function (GO): structural constituent of chitin-based larval cuticle
Source: RefSeq, a predicted model, not a curated record